AUGUUUUCUACGAGUAACAAAUUUUUAAACACGUUAAAUUCAUUCAAAUCCGUAUGUUUAAAUUUAGAAGGAAAUUCAGAUAAAAAAAUUGUAGAAAUAGCCAAACAAUGCACUGACGAAUUUAGUUUAGGUGCAAAAACUUUAACCGUUUUUAAUAAUUAUAUAAAUGGGAUAAACAAAACGUGCACGGAAUUAACUAACGUCGAUGAAAUUAUUAGAUUAGCAUUGAAAAAAGUAAAAGAACCUACGAUUGUAAUACCAUACGAAUUACAAAAUGAUUUUUUGAAAUGUAUCAGUGAAUUAUACAGUAAAUCACAUGAUGAUGAUGAUGAUGAAAAUAAACAGAGUUUAAAAAAUGAUAGAAAAGUUUUAAGUGACAUUAUCGAAUCAAGCCAAGAAAAUUUAAUUCAGAUAAAAGACAUUAUUCAUGUUACCGAAGAUAUGGGAAAGAAGAAUUUAUUAUGA
This is a messenger RNA of Pediculus humanus corporis (human body louse), 465 nucleotides long. RefSeq lists its product as uncharacterized. The record is from RefSeq and is a predicted model, not a curated record. Lineage: Eukaryota; Metazoa; Arthropoda; Insecta; Psocodea; Pediculidae. Bases 1 to 465 code for a protein of 154 amino acids. The transcript has a single exon.